AGCCGCAGCCGCGCCGGCCGCCUCCGAGGGCGCCGGGUCUCCGCGCGGGCGGUUGACCGGGAGCCUCGCGGCGGCGGCGAGCAUCCGCGGCGGCGAUGGAGCGGAAGCGCAGCCCGGAGAGCGACCCGGAGGCGGGGCCGGAGGACGGGGACCCGGCGGGGAAGAAGCGGCUGCUGCUGUGCGCAGACUUCAUCUCCGUCGCCAGCUGCGAUGAGGCCGUGGCGCGGCGCUACCUGGCGGAGAACGCCUGGGAGGUGGAGAGGGCGCUGAACGCUUACUUCGAGCCGCGAGCGGAGGAGGACGCCCUCCCGCGUCGCCCCGCCACCUCGCCCGCGCCGCCGGGGUCCUGUGUGGACCUGACCCAGGAGGAGGCGCCGGCCCCCCGGGGCCCCAGCGGCCCGGCCAGCCCCCCGCUGCAGGAGGACGGCAGCGCCUUCUCGCUGGUCACCUGGAACGUGGACGGGCUGGACCUGAACAACCUGCGGGAGCGGGCCCAGGCAGUGUGCGCCUGCAUCGCCCUGUACAGCCCGGACCUGGUGUUUCUGCAGGAAGUCAUUCCCCCGUAUCACAGCAUGCUGAAGAAGAAGGCAAGCAGCUACGAGAUCAUCACAGGCCAUGACGCCGGGUAUUUCACGGCCAUCAUGCUGAAGAAGUCCAGAGUGAAACUGAAAAGCCACGAGAUCAUCCCUUUCCCAAACACACAGAUGAUGAGAAACCUUCUGUGUGUGCACGCGAGCGUGUCGGGAAACGAGCUGUUCCUUAUGAACUCGCACCUGGAGAGCACCCGGGAGCACGCGGAGGAGCGCGCCAGUCAGUUCAAGAUGGUCCUGAGGAAAAUGCAGGAGGCCCCGGAGUCGGCCACCGUCAUAUUUGCGGGAGACACGAACCUGCGGGACCAAGAGGUCACCAAGUGGGGCGGUUUACCCGGCAGCAUCUCGGACGUGUGGGAGCUCCUGGGCAAACCCCAGCACUGCCGGUACACCUGGGACACGCGGCUGAACUCCAACCUCGGCAUCCGCGCCACCUGCCGCCACCGCUUCGACCGGAUCCUCCUCAGAGCUCCGGCCGCAGGAGGCGGCCGCCUCGUCCCCCGGAGCUUGGACCUCCUGGGGCUGGAGAAGCUGGACUGUGGCCGCUUUCCCAGUGACCACUGGGGCCUUCUCUGCACCUGGGACGUCAUCCUGUGAAGUGUUCCCAGUGCAAGUCACGUGUUCCGAGUGGUUUUGUGCUGGAGAUUUAUUUGCACAGAGAAUUCCUGCCCCUCUGGAAAGUCAGGUUUGAUAUGGAAGAAGGAAUAUAUCGGACCAUCAGUGGAGAAGGGAAAACUGUGUUUUGCGUCCUUAGGUUUCAGAACAAAGUGUUCGUGUUUAUUUCGAGGGGAUGUGUGUGUGUGUUCAGAACAUGAGGUCUCCUGGCGGGAGGGCUGGAGGCUGUCAUCUGUCCCCAGUGCUACAUCGCACUGCCUCUGGGCCAGCCUUUAUCGCUGAUGUAUCGUGGAAUCAGGAACCACAGUGGUGAAUGUUCUAAGUCUUUAAGAGGGAAACCGGGAGGCUGUGGUUCCGGGCACUGGGUCUUGGGUGCCAGGCCGUGAGCAUCUGAGCAGGUGACCGCUGCCCUGUGUCAGCUGACCUGCCCCAUUGGUGAGCUGUGCAUGAACUCCUGACUUAAAUUCCUUCUCACUGAAAUUCAUAUCUGUAUCUGUGUGACCAAGAUGCCAGGUUGGGCGUGAUGGGGUGAAAGUCUGUUUACAGCCGCUCUGGACUGGUUUUCGAGAGCAGAAUACUGUGUAAAGAGAAACAGCCUUUUUAGUUUUGCUAUGCUGAAGUGGAAUUAUUUUACAAGAGGUGGGGAGCACUUUUAAAUGUGCUUUAAGGGAUCAUUUUUUCCCAUAAGAAAGAUACUUUA
Pipistrellus kuhlii (Kuhl's pipistrelle) is the source of this 1905-nucleotide messenger RNA. RefSeq names its product tyrosyl-DNA phosphodiesterase 2 (gene TDP2). The coding region runs from base 96 to 1187 and encodes 363 amino acids. Gene Ontology annotation, cellular component: PML body; cytoplasm. Gene Ontology annotation, molecular function: single-stranded DNA binding; 5'-tyrosyl-DNA phosphodiesterase activity; protein binding. The record is from RefSeq and is a predicted model, not a curated record. The transcript has 7 exons. Gene Ontology annotation, biological process: double-strand break repair. NCBI's taxonomy places the organism in Eukaryota, Metazoa, Chordata, Mammalia, Chiroptera, Vespertilionidae.